Helobdella robusta is the source of this 363-nucleotide messenger RNA. RefSeq lists its product as hypothetical. Gene Ontology annotation, biological process: spliceosomal complex disassembly. The transcript has a single exon. Gene Ontology annotation, molecular function: nucleic acid binding. Gene Ontology annotation, cellular component: U2-type post-mRNA release spliceosomal complex. Bases 1 to 363 code for a protein of 120 amino acids. The record is from RefSeq and is a predicted model, not a curated record. NCBI's taxonomy places the organism in Eukaryota, Metazoa, Annelida, Clitellata, Rhynchobdellida, Glossiphoniidae.
AUGACGAAUGAAGAAUGUGACCAUCGGGUACCAAAUAAUGAAAUUGGAUCAUGGGAGAAGCACACGAAGGGAAUUGGACAUAAGUUGUUAGAAAAAAUGAGGCAUAUUCCUGGAAGAGGCUUGGGUAAAUAUCUCCAGGAUAUUUCGAACCCAGUUGAAGCGGUGUUGAGAAAAGGGAGGGGUGACAUUAGUUACUAUGACAACAAAAAACACGAGAAGGGUGGGACUAAUUAUUUUUUUGAACAAAAUUUACAAAGAAAUGAAAAAAUCAAGAAUUGGAAAACAGGAGAUAAUAAAUUUAAACGAUCGGCUACUCAAUAUUACAUAAAAUGUGAGUUAUUGGAAACCAAAAACGAAAAAUGA